Hypoxylon fragiforme is the source of this 2796-nucleotide messenger RNA. Its product is annotated as riboflavin synthase domain-like protein. Lineage: Eukaryota; Fungi; Ascomycota; Sordariomycetes; Xylariales; Hypoxylaceae. Gene Ontology annotation, molecular function: NADPH-hemoprotein reductase activity; FMN binding; flavin adenine dinucleotide binding. Bases 217 to 2436 code for a protein of 739 amino acids. The transcript has 4 exons. The record is from RefSeq and is a predicted model, not a curated record. Gene Ontology annotation, cellular component: cytosol.
GUUGAGGUCAAAGGUCAGUUGAGCAGGUGCGUGUAAGUUCAUAGUUAGUUAUCCUUAUCUUAUCAAUCUCAUCUCCCGAAGUUCAAGGUUCCUUGCGAUUCAAUCCUUGCCAGUUCAGACGGUCCCUUGCACCGCACCGAUCUCCUCCUUGGUUCUCUUCCACCUUUUUUUUUCUUGACGCCCUGACCAUUAUGACUACCUAACGGAGCCAAAAUAAUGACAAUGGCAGCAUCAUCGCCGGGGACGAAAGCCUCACAGGUACAAGUUGACAAUAGACGCAUACUCAUCCUUUAUGGUUCCGAGACCGGGAAUAGUCAAGACUUGGCCAAUGAUUUGGAAAGCCUUGCCGAAAGGCUGCACUUCCAAACAAUGGUUUGCGAGAUGAAUGAUGUUGAACUUAAUACUUUACUACGAUACCCUCUGAUCAUCUUCAUAAUUUCUACUACUGGUCAAGGCGAGAUACCUCGAAACGCACUCAAGUUCUGGAAGAGCCUCCUCCGCAAAAGAUUACCUUUAAAUUGCCUUCAGCUUGUCAAGUUUACUACCUUUGGCCUUGGCGAUAGUUCAUAUUCCAAGUACAACUGGGCUGUUAGGAAGCUUCACAAACGCCUUGAGCAGCUAGGCGCGACCGAAUUCUACCCACGUGGCGAGGCUGACGAACGUCACGAAGACGGUAUUGACGGCACUUUUUUGUCUUGGUCUUUAAGUCUUCGAAAUCAUCUUCUGAGGGAGUACCCAUUACCCGAGGGCUUAUCACCAAUACCCCCAGAUGUGCAACUUCCCCCCAAGUUCACUCUAGAGCUGAUACCCAACAUGGAUUCCGCGGAUCAGCCAAUGCCUGACCGUGAUGCACAGCAGAAUGGAGGUGUGAGCUCAAAUAGUGUAGAUCAUUCCUCGGCCGCCGCCAGACCAACGAAUGGGCACAACACGCACCAGACUGAGCAGCCCCACUCCCAAGAACAGAUUCAUGAUACAACUGCAGCGCUAUUCAGCCAUGUUGAUACCCCUAACCCAAUGCUUUUGGAACAGGAACUUCGAGCAGAGAGAGUAUCUGCCACUAGCAAUGCAUACUCUGCUCGCCUAUCGGAAGGUACAGCCAGAGAAAUCCCCGGCGGGAUAGAUAUUUUAGACCGACCUAAUGUACUGAGAGAUGAUCCAUCAAAGUACUCUAUUGAGGACACAAGUGGCACUAAGGAGGCUCUUCCUCCUGCGGAUCUUCUCCCAAUACCAAGAUCGUGGCCAGCCGUCCUGCGGGAGAAUCGUCGCAUUACUCCUACCAAUCACUGGCAAGACGUUCGUCACUUGGUCUUUGAGAUUCGCGCGCAGCCGACCCCCAAUAGAAACGAUCUCGAAUACUUCAGCUACGUACCAGGCGAUACAGUGGUCAUCUACCCCAAGAACUUUCCAGCGGACGUGCAAGCCCUGAUCGAUCUCAUGGGCUGGCAGGAUAUUGCCGAUAUGUCCUUUGAGCAUCGUGCAAACCAGCAAAAUAUACUGUAUUCACGACCUAGGAACUGUCACCCACUCCCGCAGUCUACCCUGCGGCAGCUUUUAAUUCACAACUACGACAUUACAGCUAUCCCGAAGCGUACGUUCUUUCAAGAAAUCGCGUUUUAUACGGAGGAUGCUACGCACAAAGAGAGGCUUAGAGACUUCGCGAACCCUGCGUUAUCAGACGAAUUCUACGACUACACAUCUCGACCCCGACGAUCUAUCCUCGAAGUUCUUCAGGACUUCCCUUCUGUGAAGAUUCCCUACGAACACGUUCCAACUAUAUUCCCAGUUAUCCGAGGCCGGGAAUACAGCAUCGCCAGCGGCGGGUCGCUCCUUAAGAGUGCGGUAAAUCCUCAAGUCACGCGAGUUGAACUCUUAGUCGCUUUAGUCAAGUAUAAGACAGUAUUGCGAAAGACUCGACAAGGGAUCUGCUCACGCUAUCUGGCGACUCUCAGUCCUGGCACUGUUAUCAACGUCGGCCACAAAGAGUACGAUACCCUUGAAGCAAGCUUCUGUCGUCGGCCACUGUUAGCCAUCGCCCCCGGCACAGGUAUUGCGCCAAUUCGUGCCCAUAUCUGGGAUCGACGGGAUGAGCCACAUGCUGGGGAUGCUGUUCUCUUCUUCGGCGGUCGUAAUCGCAACGCGGACUUCUACUUCAAGACUGAGUGGGAACGCCUUGGGGUUAAGGUCUUCACAGCAUUUUCUCGGGAUCAAGAUGAGAAGAUCUAUGUGCAGGAUCGCAUUCGAGAACAAGCACUGGUAGUCUGCGACUACAUCGACAGAGGUGCCGUGAUCUGUAUUUGCGGCAGCUCGGGCAAGAUGCCAGAGGCAGUUCGGACAGCACUUUAUGACGCCAUGGUCAUUGGAAAGUUGGCUCCUGAUCGUGAGACGGCUAAGGAGAUUAUACGUACAGGAAACCCGAUAUGGGAGGAGGUUUGGUGAUGGCUAGUGGGAAAGGGCGGUCGAUGAAGGAACACUUGGUCAUCAGUCUACUACUCGAACUGGACUCUGCAAUGGGUACCAGUUGCUUAUAGUUUCACUGCCCAUAUUUGCCUAGAUAGGUAGACGCACUAAUUCGCAUUGCAUUGCAUAUUGCGUUGCUUGAAACUUGUAUUUCGAUCCCUCGCUUCAUGGUGGAACAAAGUUCUGUAAUCACAGGCAACUCAUGGCUGUUUGUGUAUAUACUUGACGAGCCAGUUGAAGAUUCCCCUGGUGGUUGCGGGUAAAAUUUGCCAGCAUACCAUGUAGUAUUCGCAUCCUACCUACCUUCUAAUAAGUACCUACUAAGCAUCUCAAAGCAAG